GGGCUAACCAUGGCGGAGGGCGGGGAGAAGGAGGAGUUCUGCUUCACAGCGAUCUAUAUAAGUGGCCAGUGGCGAGAGCCGAGCGUUUGCGCUGACCUUCAGAAAGCUGAGCCUACUGCCAUGGCGCCUUCCAGGAAGUUCUUCGUGGGGGGCAACUGGAAGAUGAACGGGAGGAAGAAGUGCCUGGGCGAGCUCAUCUGCACCCUGAACGCAGCCUGCCUGCCGGCAGACACCGAGGUGGUUUGUGCACCGCCAACCGCUUACAUAGACUUCGCCAGGCAGAAGCUGGAUCCCAAAAUUGCUGUGGCUGCACAGAACUGCUACAAAGUGACCAAUGGGGCCUUCACUGGAGAAGUCAGCCCUGGCAUGAUCAAAGACUUAGGAGCCACCUGGGUUGUGUUGGGGCACUCGGAAAGAAGGCAUGUGUUCGGGGAAUCAGACGAGUUGAUUGGGCAGAAAGUGAACCAUGCCCUCUCUGAGGGACUUGGAGUGAUCGCCUGCAUUGGGGAGAAGCUAGACGAGAGGGAAGCCGGCAUCACUGAGAAGGUUGUUUUCGAGCAAACCAAGGUCAUCGCAGAUAAUGUGAAGGACUGGAACAAGGUGGUCCUGGCCUAUGAACCUGUAUGGGCCAUUGGGACUGGCAAGACUGCAACCCCUCAGCAGGCCCAGGAAGUUCACGAGAAGCUCCGGGGAUGGCUGAAAUCCAAUGUCUCUGAUGGAGUGGCUCAGUGCACCCGGAUCAUUUACGGAGGUUCCGUGACUGGAGCAAACUGCAAAGAUCUGGCCUGCCAGCCAGAUGUGGAUGGCUUCCUCGUGGGCGGUGCGUCUCUCAAGCCGGAAUUUGUGGACAUCAUCAACGCCAAGCAAUGAGCGCUGCCCAGCCCUCCGCCUGCCUGCAUAGCAUGGACUAGGUUGCCCAGAAGUUUAGUAACUGCUCCCUCCAGUCACAUGCUUCUGAUGACAUCAUCACCAUCUGCCCCAUCAUGUGACCUAAUCCACGCCGUACCUUCCUGAGCCUUUUACACCUCCCAUAAGAGCUGGGACCAGGCCAAUCCCCUUACCACUUACAAUGGGUACAAUCAAAUGUGUCACCAAGGUGGCUUCCUGGGGAGUGGGAGGAGAAGAACUGUCCCUUUAGGCCCUAACAAGUGAAAUCGCCUUCCAUUGGUUUGGGGUGGAAACUCAGUGGUUGGAGCACAGGAAGUAGACUCCAUGUCACUUUGGCCUGUCACUUAGAUGGCCUGGGCUCCAGCUUCACUCCCAAGCCCUACUGGAUGUCUGAUGCAGAAACUCAGAAUUUCAGUAUACACGAAGGCUAAGAUCCUCUUCCACUGGGAGGCCUGGAACACUCCCCUCCCCCACAGUGCCGAACCCUUGUAUUGUGUUUGUGAACCAUCCUACACGUAAGGGAAAUAAACACCUGGGCCUAA
This is a messenger RNA of Apodemus sylvaticus (European woodmouse), 1430 nucleotides long. It is a transcript of the gene Tpi1, whose product is annotated as triosephosphate isomerase 1. The transcript is spliced from 7 exons. The record is from RefSeq and is a predicted model, not a curated record. Bases 10 to 870 code for a protein of 286 amino acids. Gene Ontology annotation, biological process: glyceraldehyde-3-phosphate biosynthetic process; gluconeogenesis; glycolytic process. Gene Ontology annotation, molecular function: triose-phosphate isomerase activity. Lineage: Eukaryota; Metazoa; Chordata; Mammalia; Rodentia; Muridae. Gene Ontology annotation, cellular component: cytosol.